CCUGACCUCCCGCCCCCGUUCAAGCCUCUGUCGGUCUAUGUGACGAAAGAGGUUGCACUGAGCGCGCGGGACGUCGCUCCGUUUACCCUGCUCCCCCGCAUGCUCAUCCCUGUGCCUUCGGCGCUGUGGAAGCCGCCGCUCAUGCAUUACGGCUGGCCUGCUCCUAGGCAGCGCCUUCUGGAGUACGCAGAGAGGCACGGUUUGAUCAAGCUGAUGAGCAGACGUAACCCAAAGGAUCCUGACGAGUCCGACUCGGAAAGCGACUUCUCCACGGAUGAUGAGAUUGAGGACGACGAAGAUGAACCGGCAAGUAACAGCUCUCAGGCUGGCGAGUCCCAGCACUCGCCUGAUGGUAGCGGCACGGUCAUCCUCGCAAUGACCACCAGGGCUCGUAAGCCGUGUCCGCCAGUCCCCCCGCCAGACGCCCCCCCAGACAAAGCGGAGUCGGCUGUCGACCAGAUAUCGACCAUGUUCGCCGCUCUGAUACAUAUCUAUAAGCUGCUCAACGAAAACCCUGGCACGCAGUUUGGUCUGCCGCUCUUGCAGAUAACCCCCACACUGCAGGAUGGCGAGGGCGAGUGCCAGAUCGUGUCGCUCUACACGAACUACAACUUCCUUCGCAAGGACCUCCCACUCCCCGAACACAUCGAGGCAUUUGGAGAAGCUUUCGGCGUCGAGACGCCGCCGAGGUGGUUCCUCGACGAGGAACAGCAUGAAUGGUGGUCGGUGAACUACCCGAGGCGACGGUAGUAGUCACGUGCGUGGUUGGCUAUGGUUCACGG
Messenger RNA from Rhodofomes roseus, 782 nucleotides. RefSeq lists its product as uncharacterized. NCBI's taxonomy places the organism in Eukaryota, Fungi, Basidiomycota, Agaricomycetes, Polyporales, Fomitopsidaceae. Bases 100 to 750 code for a protein of 216 amino acids. The transcript is spliced from 3 exons. The record is from RefSeq and is a predicted model, not a curated record.